UCGAAACGCAUCGCUAAUUUUGCAAGGCUUGAAUAAUUUAAUUGUAACAAAGAACAAACUAGAACAGAUUAAAAUAAAAAUAAAAAUUAGUUCAAUUUAAAUGGAUAACAUAUAUUUGUAUACCCAACAACAACCUUGAUAAAUUGUCAUGCGCAUAAUGAGCAUUUGAUGAGCCAAAAUGCGACAAUUUGCAACAAGUGUUUGUUUUGUUAGUUACCGCUGCCGCUGCUGGCAGGAACGAGUUUUCUUCUGCCAUAAAAUAUCCAGAAUGCGAAAUUGGAAUGUAUUUUGAAAGCUCGAUGAUGUAAUCUCAAUGUGCCAGUUUUUGUCAAAAUAGCAUGCAUGUUAUUUACCGUGUGCCAUGGUGAUAUUUUCGAGGAAUGCGAAGAUGUCGAAUCGGAAAGUUUUGUAUCCAGUUGGCAGAGUUGUCAAUCGUAUGUGUAUUGUGAUGGCGACGAGUCCAUGUUGGGUGAAUGCGAUGAGGGCCAAUACUUUGAUCCGGAAACAUCAUCGUGCGAUGAUGCGGCCAAUGUGAAAUGCUUUCUCGAUGAGGUCGAUGAGCCAUCCGUCGAAGAGGAACCCGAACCAGAACCAACGCCACCUGUUAUGGAGCAGCCCACUGAUGUGGAAAUUGUAAAUACAGCGCCAGUCGUCAAGCCCAAUUGUCCGAAUAGUGAUGAUCCCAGCCAGGUGAUAUUUAUGGCCAACAAUGCAUCAUGCGCGGAUUACUAUCUAUGCUAUCAUGGUCAUGCCAUCGAAAUGCAUUGCACCAACCAGCUGCAUUUCAAUGGGCUUACAGGACAAUGUGAUUAUCCCGAGAAUGUUCACUGUCCGCUGGAUGAACCGUCGGCGCACAAGUGCUUGCCACACAUAACCGAUUUCUUUCCACAUCCGGACAAGUGCAGCUAUUUCUACUAUUGCAUCAAGGGAUUCCUGACGCUGCAACAGUGUCCCUUCUACUAUGGCUGGGACAUUGAGCGGCGCAGCUGUGUGCAACUAAAUGUGGCCAAAUGCUAUGGGAACUCAAGGCGGGCGUAGCACCACCAGCCCUAUCCACCAUUGGGAAUUUCCUCAAAUUAAGCAACAUAAAGCCCUAUCGACAAACACAUAGCUUGUUGUUAUAUUGUUGUACUUUUUUAAGUGAUAAGCGCCCUAGUUAAUGAUAAGCCCAAUACACAGAAACAUGUCUCGUUUAAUUAAAUGCAACAUUUUAUUUGACAAAAAA
This is a messenger RNA of Drosophila grimshawi, 1225 nucleotides long. RefSeq names its product peritrophin-1. Gene Ontology annotation, molecular function: chitin binding. The record is from RefSeq and is a predicted model, not a curated record. The transcript has 3 exons. The coding region runs from base 343 to 1038 and encodes 231 amino acids. Gene Ontology annotation, cellular component: extracellular region. NCBI's taxonomy places the organism in Eukaryota, Metazoa, Arthropoda, Insecta, Diptera, Drosophilidae.